UUUUAAUCGGUACGGAUCCAUGUUCCGAGCGGUCGGAACAUUGGAAAUUUUUUAAACUUUUAUUAAUUCGUUCGCAGAACUGAAACUAUUUGUUAUAUACGAUAAAGGUGUUGAAAUUGUUGAUAGUUAAUUGUUUUUUGUUGCAGAAUAGUUAAUUUUUAGCAGAUCCAGAGCUUUCACAUACCAGGAUAACAGCACCCAAUAAAUUAUUCUAUUUAUUCGUACUGCACGCUAUACUGAAAGAGAAUGGAUGGAGCCAGUGGAAGCAGUAACUCGGAUCCUCGAUUCGAAUUUCUCGGUUCGUUUGUGCAGAAAACGCUUAAGCUGAAACCGGAAAAAUGGCACCGUUUAGUCACACUCGAAGAGCACAAAACAGUUUUGAAGGAGUUUUUUGAUAAUCAAACUUCAUUAGUAUUGAUUAUUAUACUCACACCAUCUGCACAGUUGAUUCCGCUUGUCAGUUUUCCGAUGGCACAGUUAAAAAAUAAAGGAGUUUACUUCGUUAAAAAGAACACAGUAGAAGUUCCCCGCGAGGGCUGCAAGGAUUGUUUAGUUGUAGGAGAUUUAGCAACACGCACCAUCGAUCAGCUGUCGUGCCUCGUAGAUGAGAUUUUCGUUCCAUUGUUAUCGAACUCCGACAACCACCAAGGGUGGCCGGAAAUGGUUGCACAAGACGUACAAAAGCAGGUUCACAGCCUCAAAAGCACCGUCUAUCAAGUCCAGGGUCAAGUUAGUGGACAAACUGUUCUACCAAUGCCCGUCGGAGUUGAUAAAUGUGUGCAAACCGCAAAAGAACUAGUUGUCAAUGCGGAAUGUUCAAUCAAUCUCUACCUCAAGAGUGCGAUCGAAGGUGUCGUCAUCAAGUGGGCCACCCAGGUGAACGACGUAAUGCUCGAGUCCAGUGGAAACGCCUUCAACGGUGGACAGAACCCAGUACCGUCUGUUGAAAUCAAUUUUUGGAACAACAGGCUAAAAAAUCUCACCUACAUCUACGAACAGCUACGCCACGAACGAAUUCGAAGUAUGGCAUUGAUUUUGGAAUUCACCGAUAGCGCAUAUUAUCCUUGUUUUAAAACACUGUUUAAAAAUGUUGUCACCGCACUGGCCGAAGCACGUGAUAUUACACUUUAUCUGAACCCUCUCACGCGACACUUCCAGCAACUGGAGGACACCGAAUUUUCCGAGUGUAGAGUAUUGCUAAAGCCUCUGAUGCACGUGGUAUGUCUAAUUUGGUCUAACUCUCUGUAUUACUGUCACUCGGCCAAAUUGAUUGUACUGCUGAGGCAAAUUUGCAACUUGAUUAUACAACAGGCAAAACGAUUUCUCGACCCAUCGUCCAUCUUUCACACCGACAUCGAUGAAGCAAUGCAACGCAUAUCACUUUCGAUCCAAAUUCUCAAAUACUUCCGGACCGUAUACGAUGAAUACAAGGACAACAUUGCUCCGUUCUUCCGAGAACGUCCGGUAGUCAACUGGACAUUUCACCCGAAUGCUGUAUUCGAACGAUUUAAUGCAUUUCUCGAGCGUCUCUUUACCAUACAGUGGUUCUUCAAUACGGUCAUAGAGUUUUUAAAACUCGAGAAGGUUGAAAUCGGAGGACUCAAAGGACGGGCACUGAGUGCCCGCAUAACCGGAGUAUCGGUGGAGUUUAACCAAUGCUUCUCGGUAUUUGCUUCCAAAACAUAUGAUGUGCUGGAUCCUGAUGAUCCGACGUUCAAAGAGGAUUUCGUCAAGUUCCAAGAUCGUAUACUGGAACUAGAUUUGAAGCUAGCUGCCAUUCUAUGCCAGGCAUUCGAUGAUUGUCACAAUUUGGAAAGUGUUUUCAAGUUGAUCAGCAUAGUUGGAACUGUUUUGGAUCGCCCGAAAAUCAGAGAAGAGUUCACGGGGAAGUAUCGACAGAUUCUAUUCAUGAUUGACGACGAAUUAAGUACAUGUGAAGACAUUUUCGAUAUGCAAAUGGAACAUUUUCGCAAAAGCGGUCAUAUUUUUGUCGAUCGCAGUGCACCUCCCGUUACAGCAAGUCUGCGCUGGGUUCUGCAAUUGACAAACCGCAUCACUACUCCGAUCAAGCAGUUUCAAACUUUGCAGCAUCCCGUCGUCCAAUCCGAUGAGGGACAGGAGCUUAUUUUUCGCUUCGAAGAACUGAUCAGAAAACUAAAAGAGUUUGAAAAAUCCAUUUUUGAAGCCUGGGCGGCCACGGUAGAAGAAAUCAUCGAAGAAAACCUAGACAAACCGUUGAUCGUGAGGAAACGGGAUUGUUCGGAGCUUUCACUAAACUUCAGCGCACAUUUGUUCUCUAUUUUGCGCGAAGUACACUAUCUUCGGUUGAUGGAGAAAGACAACAUACCGCAGCGAGGAUUGGAGCUGUCCGACAAGAGUGACGUUUACCGAUCCUACAAUCUGAAUCUCGAGAAAACGGUCGAAUGGUACAACAAAAUUAGACGCAACUGCACGGAAGUGGAGCUGGAACUGAUCAAGGAUGAAAUUAAAAUGAUCGAUGAACUGUUAGAGAGGGCCAUCAACGAACUCACGUGGAACUCGGAAGAUAUCACUGAUUAUAUGAACAAAAUGCGUGACCCCGUGGAACAACUGCAAGGUCGCAUGCACAAGAUCCAAGCAAAUCUUAAGGAAAUCAAAUCGCUGAUGUCGUCCUGGGCAAAGGCACCGCUUUUCGUGCGCAAAGAUGCUAAAAAGGAUACUGUCCUGUGUCUCGAAGAGCGCAACGAUCGCAAGUCGAAACGUUACGCUGAACUCGAAAGUGUCUCGGCCAAGGUUCACCAGCUGCUGGAUGCUAACAUGCAUUUAUUCGGCAUGGCAGACAAACAGGACGAUGAGAAUUUUUUCAAAUAUGUGCAAUUUGUCGACAAUAUUGUGUACGAGAAUUUACUGUUUAUGAUUGGUAUCAGCAUGGGAUACCUUGUCGAGAACAUGGACGCAGGCAAUAAUAUGGCACCGUUGUUUGAAUCUAGAUUAGAACUACUCGAACCGGAUUUAGUAUUUGUACCGUCUCUGAAUCCUACCGAUCCAAAUGGAUUCAACUUUUUGUUGGCUGGAUUGGUUUCCGAUAUUACUUAUAUGUCCUCAUUGAUUCCAAGGUUGUUGAAAGUUUCCGAUGAGUCGUAUGAACAGAUGGUAAUGGGCAACACCGACAUACAAGAUAUGAAAGUAGAGAUCUUGCAAGGUGUCGACAAAGUGAUUCAAGAGGCAGCUCAAUUUUGUGGUGAUUUUGAACGGUACAGCUAUUUAUGGCUAGAAGACAGGGAAUACAGUAUGGAAAUAUUUUUGGAAUAUGGUCGACAGCUGGAGGCAGAUGAACUCGAGUUGAUUGCUAACAAAGAUCCUGAAGCACCUCAACCGUGUCCGCCUGUUAUUGAAGCUUUUCGUGAACAGAUUGACCAUUACGAGUCACUUUAUUUAGAGAUAGAGACGAUAGAGCCGUUUCAAAUCUUCAAUGCAUGGUUCCAGGUUGACGUCAGACCAUUUCGACAGUCACUUUUGAACAUUGUAAGAAAGUGGGGCAAUAUGUUCAAAGAUCACCUGGUAACGAAUGUCACCUACAGUUUAACAGAUUUGGGUAUCUUUAUUAGAAAAGCAGAUGAAGGUCUGCUGCAGGUGGUAAAGGAAGGCGAUUACGAUGGACUUGUGAAUAUUAUGGCGUAUUUACUGCAUGUAAAAGAACGCACUGCAACAACGGACGAGAUGUUCGGACCAAUGAAAGAGACUAUUGAACUACUGAAAUACUACGACAUGGACAUUCCCGAAGAGGUCAAUGUUUAUUUGCAGGAACUACCUGAACAGUGGGCUAAUACCAAAAAGAUUGCGCUCACUGUUAAGCAACAGGUUGCACCUCUGCAAGCGAACGAAGUUGUAGGCAUCCGAAAUAAGAUAGCCGCAUUCGAUCUGCACAUUGCUCUGUUCAGGGAUAUUUUCCGGACUUACGAAUUCUUCAAAUACGACAGUGAGACACCGUACAAGUUAAUGAACCGGAUCAAUGGAGAUAUGGAACGUCUGGAGAAAGAUAUGUCCGACAUUCACGAGUCUGGAAGUCUGUUUGAAGUUCCAGUUCCAGAGUUCAAGCUUUUGAAACAGUGUCGCAAAGAGAUGAAAAUGUUGAAGCAACUGUGGGAUUAUGUGUACAUUGUUCGGACUAGCAUUGAGGACUGGAAAACUACUCCAUGGCGCAAGGUUGACGUUGAGAACAUGGAUAUCGAGUGUAAAAAAUUCGCUAAAGAUAUUCGUUUGCUGGACAAAGAAAUGCGAUCAUGGGAUACCUACAUGACACUAGAGGCCACCGUUAAGAACAUGCUGACUUCCCUCAGAGCCGUGGGAGAACUCCAGAAUCCGGCAAUUCGAGAACGUCACUGGAACCAACUCAUGUCUUCUACGAAGAGUUUAGCUAGUCUGCCUCCCGAGAUUACCGUGCAAUUCAUCAUGGACAAAAACACAACCCUUUCCGACCUGCUUGCGUUGAACCUGCACGAGUGCGAGGAAGAGGUGAAAAACAUUGUCGACAAAGCCGUGAAAGAGAUGUCAAUGGAAAAGAUUCUACGCGAUCUGAACACGACCUGGACGGUUAUGGAGUUCGAGCACGAGAUCCAUUCUCGAACCGGUUGUUCCCUGUUGAAAGCAUCCGAGGAGCUAAUCGAAACACUGGAAGAAAACCAGGUGGUAUUGCAGAACUUGAUGACCUCCAAGUUCGUCGCUCACUUUCUGGAGGAAGUGUCCACGUGGCAGAAAAAACUAACUACCGCCGAUCAAGUGAUCACCGUGUGGUUUGAGGUGCAACGUACCUGGACGCACCUUGAAUCAAUCUUCAUGAGUUCGGAAGACAUCCGCAAGCAACUUCCGGUCGAUUCGGACCGCUUCGACAACAUCGAUGCCGACUUCAAAGUAAUGAUGGAGGAAAUGUCUCGCACAUCGAACGUGAUUCACGCUACUAAUCGAGACGGUCUUUGUGAGAAACUGGACAGCCUUCAAAGUGAACUCACGCUGUGCGAAAAAGCGUUAGCCGAAUACCUGGAAACGAAGCGAUUGUAUUUUCCUCGUUUCUAUUUCGUGUCGUCUGCUGAUCUGCUGGACAUUCUUAGUAACGGCAACCGUCCUGAGGUAGUAUGCAAACAUCUAACCAAACUGUUUGAUUCAAUUGCAAACCUGAAACUACAACCCGAUGAAGACAAUAACAAACAAGCCCUAGGAAUGAUUGCUAAAGACACCGAAUUUGUCAAAUUCUUCGAACUAUGCAGCUGCACAGGAGCAGUUGAAGUCUGGCUAAACCAAGUACAAAAAUCAAUGAGAGCGGCACUACGAAAUUACAUGGCCGACGCGGUUGUUACGUACGAAGAAAAACAGCGGGAACACUGGUUGUUUGACUAUCCAGCUCAAGUAUCCCUCUGCGGCACCCAAAUCUGGUGGACAACCGAGGUCGACAUUGCGUUCAACCGUCUCGAAGAGGGUUACGAUAACGCCAUCAAAGAUUACUACAAAAAACAAAUCUCGCAACUUAGCACUUUAAUCACUCUGUUGCUCGGUGAGCUGACCAAGGGAGAUCGACAGAAAAUCAUGACCAUCUGUACCAUCGAUGUGCACUCACGCGAUGUUGUCAGCAAGUUGAUCCAGUCGAAAGUCGAAAGUGCCACUGCGUUUCAAUGGCAGUCACAGCUACGUCAUCGCUGGGACGACAUCGAUAAGGACUGUUUUGCCAAUAUUUGCGACGCUCAAUUCCGCUACAGCCAUGAAUAUCUUGGAAACACACCACGUCUUGUGAUCACUCCACUGACCGAUCGCUGCUACAUCACACUGACUCAAUCGUUACAUCUUGUAAUGGGCGGUGGUCCAGCAGGACCAGCGGGAACAGGAAAAACCGAAACUACUAAGGAUUUAGGUAGAGCACUGGGAAUCAUGGUGUAUGUGUUCAACUGUUCUGAACAGAUGGACUACAAAUCGUGCGGUAAUAUCUACAAGGGACUGGCCCAAACCGGUGCUUGGGGCUGCUUUGACGAGUUUAAUCGAAUAUCGGUUGAGGUGUUGUCCGUCGUUGCCGUACAGGUAAAAUCCGUCCAGGAUGCCAUAAGGGACAAGAAAGACAUGUUCAACUUCAUGGGAGAGAUUAUAGCUUGCGUGCCAACCGUGGGCAUUUUCAUAACUAUGAAUCCAGGUUACGCUGGUCGUACAGAAUUGCCAGAGAAUUUGAAAGCUCUGUUCAGACCAUGUGCGAUGGUUGUUCCAGAUUUUGAGUUGAUUUGUGAAAUCAUGUUAGUCGCUGAAGGAUUUCAAGAUGCCAGAGUACUAGCAAGGAAAUUUAUUACACUGUACACUUUGUGCAAAGAGUUAUUAUCUAAACAAGAUCAUUAUGAUUGGGGUUUACGUGCCAUCAAAUCUGUACUGGUCGUAGCUGGUUCACUCAAGCGAGGUGAUCCUGGCCGCCCCGAGGAAGAAGUGCUGAUGAGAGCACUUCGUGAUUUUAAUAUUCCCAAGAUUGUAACGGACGACAUGCCCGUAUUCAUGGGCCUCAUUGGUGAUCUGUUUCCGGCAUUGGAUGUUCCUAGGAAACGAGACAUGGAGUUCGAAAAAACGGUUAAGCAAGCAACGCUCGACCUGGCACUGCAACCGGAAGAUAAUUUUAUUCUCAAGGUAGUUCAGCUAGAAGAACUGUUGGAAGUUCGACACUCGGUGUUUAUUGUAGGUAACGCCGGAACAGGAAAAACACAAGUUUGGAAAACAUUGUAUAAAACUUAUCAGAACAUUAAGAAAAAACCUAUUUUCAACGACUUGAAUCCGAAAGCUGUCACGAACGAUGAAUUGUUCGGAAUCAUAAAUCCAGCCACCAGAGAAUGGAAAGAUGGACUAUUUUCCGUUAUAAUGCGCGAGCAGGCCAGUUUGAGCGGAGACAAUCCAAAAUGGAUUAUUCUAGAUGGUGAUAUAGAUCCAAUGUGGAUCGAGAGCUUAAACACUGUAAUGGACGACAACAAGGUGCUGACGCUAGCGUCCAACGAGCGGAUUGCGCUAACUCCAUACAUGCGGCUAAUAUUCGAAAUAUCCAAUUUGCGUACUGCAACUCCAGCAACCGUAUCUCGUGCGGGUAUUCUCUACAUUAAUCCACAGGACUUAGGCUGGAAUCCAUACGUCACCAGCUGGAUUGAAACUCGUACGAUCCCGGCAGAAAAGUCCAAUCUUGUCAUACUAUUCGACAAAUACAUCCCGUCUUGUUUGGACAACAUCAGAACUCGGUUCAAGAAAAUUACCCCAAUUGCCGAGAUGGCUCACAUUCAAAUGCUGUGUCACUUAUUGGAGUGUCUUCUGAUCCCAAUCAAUACUCCUGCUGAUUGUCCGAAGGAGUGGCAUGACCUAUAUUUUGUGUUCUCGUGCGUUUGGGCAUUCGGUUCGGCUAUGUUUCAAGAUGCGGCGAUUGAUUACCGCGUAGAAUUUAGCAAGUGGUGGGUUAACGAAUUUAAAACGGUCAAGUUUCCUCCCACUGGUACAGUAUUUGAUUACUUUAUCGAUACGGAAACUAAACAUUGGACUCCAUGGACGGAAAUUCUUCCCAAAUUCGAGAUGGACUGUGACCAACCGUUACAAUCGGUUCUGGUGCACACAUCCGAAUCCAUACGACUAAGAUUCUUUCUAGAUUUGUUGAUGGACCGUUGUCACCCGGUGAUGCUAGUGGGUAUUGCGGGUUGUGGCAAAACGGUCGUUGUCAACGAAAAAUUAUCCAAUUUGUCCGAAAACUUUGCCAUCGCAAACAUCCCCUUCAAUUUCUAUACCACUUCUGAGAUGCUUCAAAAAGUUAUGGAGAAACCUUUAGAAAAGAAAGCGGGUCGUAACUACGGGCCUCCCGGGAGUAAAACACUUAUUUACUUCAUUGACGAUAUGAAUAUGCCCGAGGUGGACGCCUACGGCACAGUUCAACCACACACACUAAUCCGACAACAUUUGGACUACAGUCAUUGGUAUGAUAGGAAUAAGUUAACACUGAGAGACAUUCACAACUGUCAGUACGUCUCGUGUAUGAAUCCCACCUCGGGUAGCUUCACUAUCAACCCCAGACUUCAACGACACUUUUGCGUAUUCGCCGUUAGCUUCCCCGGAUCCGAGGCCGUUACCACCAUCUAUCAUUCGAUCCUUCUUCAGCACUUUGCGAAUGCUGAACAGAAGUUCAACAUAGCUGUAACUAAAAUAUCACAAAAUAUUGUCGCAGCAAGUUUGGCUCUGCACUCUAAAGUGGCACAGGUGUUUCUUCCGACAGCCAUCAAGUUUCACUACGUUUUUAACCUGCGAGAUCUUACCAACGUAUUUCAGGGUUUAUUAUUCAGCACAAACGAUUGCCUGAUGACAUCCAGCGACUUCAUUCGUUUGUGGUUACACGAAACGCAAAGAGUCUAUGGAGACAAGCUUCUGGACGAUAAAGAUAUAGAUAGUUUUACUAAGAUGCAAAACGAUUUGGUUAAAAAAUCCUUCGAAGAAAUCGAUGAAUCCAUUGUGUUUGACAAACCGAAUCUGUACUGUCACUUUGCCGGUGGCAUCGGGGAGCCGAAAUACAUGCCGAUUACAGACUGGGGUGUACUGACAAAACUACUACAGGAAGCUAUGAUGUCUUACAACGAUUUGAUCGCAGCUAUGAACUUGGUAUUGUUUGAGGACGCAAUGAUGCAUGUGUGCAGAAUCAAUCGUAUUCUCGAAUCACCACGCGGAAGCGCCUUGCUGGUGGGAGUGGGUGGUAGUGGAAAACAGUCCUUGAGUCGCCUAGCCGCGUUCAUAUCCAGUUUAGAGGUUGCACAAAUUCAACUGAAGAAAGGCUAUAGCGUAGCAGAUUUAAAGAAUGAACUUUCAGGAUUGUACCUAAAAGCCGGUAUGAAAAACGUCGGUAUUAUGUUCUUGAUGACAGACGCUCAAGUGUCCAGCGAAAGUUUUUUGGUAGUAAUCAACGAUCUACUGUCGUCCGGUGAAAUUGCAGAUCUAUUCCCCGACGAUGAAAUCGAGAACAUAAUAUCAGGAGUACGUAAUGAGGUCAAGGGAGCCGGCUUGGUUGACACCCGUGAAAAUUGUUGGAAGUUUUUCAUCGAUCGUGUUCGUCGUCAGCUGAAAGUUGUACUCUGCUUCUCUCCGGUAGGAACUACCCUACGCGUUCGCUCGCGCAAAUUUCCCGCCAUAAUUACCUGUACCCAAAUCAAUUGGUUCCAUGAGUGGCCGCAGGAAGCAUUGAUGUCCGUGUCGUUGCGUUUUCUACAAGAGUUAACGAUCUUACCGAACGAUUGCAAAGACUCAAUUGCACGGUUCAUGGCUUAUGUACACACCUCGGUUAACUCAAUGUCGAAAGUUUUCUUACAAAACGAGCGACGCUACAACUAUACGACUCCGAAAUCUUAUCUGGAGCAAAUUAGUCUGUAUGAUAAGUUGUUGAAGGAGAAACAUGGCGAUUUGCGCCAAAAAGUAGAACGACUCGAAAAUGGGUUGGAAAAACUCCGAACCACCGCCGAUCAAGUUGCGAGCCUAAAGCAAAAACUAGCAGUUCAGGAAGUUGAACUCAAGGAGAAAAAUGAAGCGGCAGAUGCUCUCAUUGAAAUGGUUGGUGUUGAAACGGAGAAGGUACAAACCGAAAAGGCUAUUGCUGACGAGGAAGAACAAAAGGUAGCAGUGAUUGCUCAGGAGGUCGCCAAAAAACAACGCGAUUGCGAAGAAGACCUUGUUAAAGCAGAACCCGCAUUGAUUGCUGCCCAGGAAGCUUUGAACACCCUCAACAAAGCCAAUCUAACUGAGUUGAAGUCGUUCGGUUCGCCUCCUGGUGCUGUGACCAAUGUUACCGCUGCCGUAAUGGUUCUACUAGCUCCGAAUGGUAAAAUUCCAAAGGACCGUAGCUGGAAAGCGGCCAAAAUCGUUAUGGCAAAAGUGGAUUCAUUUCUGGAUAUGCUCAUAAACUAUGACAAAGAGCAUAUUCACCCGGAAAUCAUAAAAGCUAUUCAACCGUAUUUGAAAGAUACGGAAUUCGAUCCUGACUUUAUCCGUUCAAAAUCGGCUGCCGCAGCUGGAUUGUGUGCUUGGGUUAUCAAUAUUAUCAAAUUCUACGAUGUUUUCUGUGAUGUCGAACCCAAAAGAAAGGCACUAGCGGCUGCCAAUGCCGAGCUCACUGCUUCCCAGGAGAAAUUAGCUUGUAUCAAGAAAAAAGUCACGUCACUUGAAGAACAGUUAGCCACAUUAACUGCUGAUUUCGAAAAGGCUACUGCAGAUAAAGUUAGAUGCCAACAGGAAGCAGAUGCUACACAGGCCACCAUUCAACUUGCAAAUCGUCUGGUAGGCGGUCUGGCAAGUGAAAAUGUUCGUUGGGCAGAAGCUGUAGCCGAAUUCAUGCAACAAGCAACCACCUUACCGGGUGACAUACUCUUGAUUACGGCUUUCAUAUCAUACGUUGGGUGUUUCACGAAACAGUUCCGAACAGAUCUGUUGAACAAAAUGUGGCUUCCGUUCCUGAGAGCCCUAGAACCCGGCAUACCUAUAACUGACAGUCUUGAUCCAUUAAGAUUACUGACCGAUGACACUCAGAUUGCAACUUGGCAGAACGAAGGUUUACCAAGCGAUCGAAUGUCCAUCGAAAACGCUACGAUUCUGUCCAACUCCGAUCGCUGGCCGUUGAUGAUCGAUCCGCAGCUACAGGGUAUCAAAUGGAUCAAGCAAAAGUACGGUGAAAUGUUGAAGGUUAUAAGAUUAGGUUCAAAAGGAUAUUUAGAGAUUCUCGAGACAGCACUGGCUAAGGGUAGUACAGUUUUAAUUGAAAACAUUGGCGAAAACGUUGACCCUGUUCUGGAUCCGUUGCUAGGCCGGAAUCUGAUUAAAAAAGGAAGAGCCAUCAAAAUUGGAGACAAAGAAGUGGAAUAUAACCACAAUUUCAGGCUUAUUCUACAUACCAAACUAGCAAAUCCUCACUACAAACCAGAAAUGCAAGCUCAAACAACGCUCAUUAAUUUCACCGUUACACGUGACGGCCUUGAGGACCAACUGCUUGCGGAGGUUGUCAAAGCAGAGCGUCCGGAUCUGGAGGAACUGAAGGCGGACCUCACGAAACAACAGAACGACUUCAAGAUUAUGCUCAAAAGACUGGAAGACGAUCUCCUUUCGCGUCUUUCCUCAGCCGGUGGCAACAUCCUGGGAGACACAGCCCUGGUAGAAAACCUCGAAACAACUAAGAAAACGGCUGCUGAGAUCGAGGAGAAGGUUACCGAAGCUAAGGUUACUUCGAAGGAGAUCGACGAGGCGCGGGAACACUAUCGUCCAGCGGCAGCGAGAGCCAGUUUAUUGUAUUUCAUUUUGAACGAUUUGAACACGAUUAACCCCAUUUACCAAUUUUCGCUAAAAGCAUUCAGUGUGGUCUUCCAAAAAGCUAUUUCAAGGGCUGAACCAGCAGAACAGGUUCCAUUGAGAGUCCAAAACUUGAUCGAUUGUAUAUCUUUUUCGGUUUUCCAAUACACUACACGUGGACUGUUCGAGUGUGAUAAACUUAUUUUCAUGUCUCAAAUGACUUUUCAGAUUUUGCUUAUGAGCGAAGAGAUUACCCCUGCCGAACUAGAUUUUCUGCUACGUUUCCCCAUCAAACCGCAUGUCACAUCUCCUGUUGACUUCCUUACAAACUUAGCUUGGGGUGGAAUUUGUAGUUUGGCCUCGAAGGAUGAGUUUCGUAAUCUGGACCGUGACAUCGAAACCUCAUCAAAACGCUGGAAAAAAUUGAUCGAAUCGGAGUGUCCCGAAAAAGAAAAAUUCCCUCAAGAAUGGAAGAACAAAACCGCCCUGCAAAGGCUCUGUAUGAUGAGAGCUCUGAGACCAGACAGAAUGACCUAUGCAAUGACUGACUUUAUAGAGGAAAAGCUAGGCGCAAAAUACGUUGAGAAUCGAACUAUGGAAUUUGCAAAAUCUUUCGAAGAAACGAGCCCAUCUACACCGAUUUUCUUCAUUCUCUCGCCCGGUGUGAAUCCCUUGAAGGACGUUGAAGCAUUAGGAAAGCAACUGGGUUUCUCGUCGGACCAAAAUAAUUUCUACAACGUUUCUUUGGGUCAGGGACAGGAAGUGGUAGCAGAAGCUGCAAUGGACAAGGCGGCAACAGCUGGACAUUGGGUUGUGCUGCAAAAUAUUCAUCUUGUGAAGAAAUGGUUACCCUCACUGGAGAAAAAGUUAGAACAUUACUCUGAGGGAUCACAUGAGGAUUACAGAGUGUUUAUGAGUGCGGAACCUGCCGCUACACCGUCGGCCCAUAUCAUUCCCCAAGGUAUCCUGGAAUCAUCGAUCAAAAUCACCAAUGAGCCCCCAACCGGAAUGCAAGCAAAUCUUCACAAAGCUUUGGAUAACUUUACCCAGGAAACAUUGGAGAUGUGCGGAAAAGAAGCUGAGUUCAAAGUGAUUCUGUUCUCACUCUGUUACUUCCAUGCAGUAGUAGCGGAACGUCGCAAGUUUGGCCCCCAAGGAUGGAAUAAAAUUUAUCCCUUUAACGUCGGUGAUCUGAAUAUCUCAGUAUCGGUUUUGUAUAACUAUCUGGAAGCGAACUCAAAAGUCCCGUGGGAAGAUCUUCGUUAUCUAUUCGGUGAAAUUAUGUACGGAGGUCACAUCACCGACGAUUGGGAUCGUAGAACCUGUAUAACUUAUCUGGAAGAAUUGAUGCAGCCCGACCUGGUUGACGGUGAACUAUUCCUGGCGCCUGGAUUCGCCGCUCCCCCGAAUACUGACUAUGCUGGCUACCACGCCUACAUAGACGAUGCAAUGCCUCCAGAAUCUCCAUACCUGUACGGAUUACAUCCAAAUGCGGAAAUCGGUUUCCUGACUACGACUUCGGAGAAUCUCUUCCGAACCGUCUUCGAAAUGCAACCACGCGAUGCAGGAGCUGGAUCAGGUACGACGGUUACUCGAGAAGAUAAAGUCAAACAGGUACUCGAUGAAAUUUUGGAGAAAUUACCCGAAGAAUUUAAUAUGUCUGAGAUCAUGGGAAAAGUUGAGGAACGUACGCCGUAUGUGGUAGUCGCAUUCCAAGAAUGCGAACGAAUGAAUUAUCUAACAGGCGAGAUGAAGAGAAGUCUGAAGGAAUUGGAUCUCGGUAUGAAGGGUGAGCUGACGAUAACAUCCGACAUGGAAGACCUGGAGAACUCAUUGUUUCUAGACCAGGUGCCAAUUAUAUGGUCUGCCCGGGCAUACCCGUCUUUGCUUGGUUUGACAGCGUGGUUCGUUGAUCUGUUGUUGCGGUUGCGUGAACUUGAAACAUGGUCUGCAGAUUUUGUCCUUCCAACAUCGGUUUGGCUUGCAGGAUUUUUCAACCCACAGUCAUUGUUGACUGCCAUCAUGCAGUCGACUGCACGGAAGAAUGAACUUCCUCUCGACAAAAUGUGUCUGCAUUGUGAUGUCACCAAGAAGCAAAAGGAUGAUUUUACAGCUGGACCCAGAGAAGGAGCAUAUGUACACGGAAUUUUUAUGGAAGGAGCUCGAUGGGAUAUCUCACAAGGAAUAAUUAUGGAGUCCAAACUAAAAGAAUUGUAUCCUCAAAUGCCAGUCAUAAACAUUAGGGCUCUUACCCAAGAUAAACAAGAUCUUCGUAACAUGUAUGAGUGUCCGGUUUAUAAAACUAGGACUCGAGGACCAACCUAUAUUUGGACAUUUAACCUGAAGACGAAAGAUAAACCGGCCAAAUGGACACUAGCCGGUGUUGCACUAUUGUUACAAGUUUAAUUAUGUAGUUUUUUGAAAUGUUGGAGAAUUUGUUAGAAUCUCGACGCCCGUCAGUAAGCAUAGUAAUGAACAGGACAUUCACAAUAAAAAUUGAGCGUUACACACAACCCAAGUCACGAAAAGUUUUUUCUAAACUUGAA
Malaya genurostris is the source of this 13832-nucleotide messenger RNA. It is a transcript of the gene Dhc93AB, whose product is annotated as dynein beta chain, ciliary. Gene Ontology annotation, biological process: microtubule-based movement. Gene Ontology annotation, cellular component: dynein complex. Gene Ontology annotation, molecular function: minus-end-directed microtubule motor activity; dynein intermediate chain binding; ATP binding. The transcript is spliced from 31 exons. The record is from RefSeq and is a predicted model, not a curated record. The coding region runs from base 247 to 13692 and encodes 4481 amino acids. NCBI's taxonomy places the organism in Eukaryota, Metazoa, Arthropoda, Insecta, Diptera, Culicidae.